Molecule: messenger RNA, 3009 nt
Organism: Plasmodium vivax (malaria parasite P. vivax)
Lineage: Eukaryota; Apicomplexa; Aconoidasida; Haemosporida; Plasmodiidae
Exons: 2
Coding region: 1-3009 (1002 amino acids)
Source: RefSeq, a predicted model, not a curated record
AUGAGAAGCAUAAAAAAUGAAUUGUUCCGCAGCAACAGUCACACACUCGGUGAUUUGAAGCGAAGCGGCUGUUUGGGUUCCCUCUGGGGAGGAAGCAUACAUGGGAGAGGGGCCCAUUUUUUGAAGCCCUGCAGGGGGGAAAAACACAACAUUGCAGAAGAAAGGAACCCCUUAUAUGACACUAGGGAGAGGAAAAUUGGAUCACCACUUUUUAGCGGCACACCUGGUGAUCAUUUUACAGAUGGGAAAGCAGCACCAUUUGGGGAUGCUCUCCAAAAGGGGAAAAUUGGUGAACUUCUUAAACAUGCUGUGCAUAAUGUGAAGGCCCACGGGGGGAAAGGAAGCAAACUGAGUGAUAACGCAUUGCGUAUUGUAGAGCGCAUUUUUAAGAACAACCUACUUGUGCACAAUUUAAGCUUCAUCCAUUUUAAUAUGCUCCUGACGGUUAUUAGCAAAGGAGAAAUAAAAAUGAGUAAGGACAUGCAAAACGGGAUUCUGCAUUUACUGCACAAGCAUAUUUCGCCCCACGCAAGUCAUAUUGACAAUACGGGUAGCGCCUGGAUUAACAUAGCCCACUUACUUUCAAGCAUCUGUAGAAAUGAUAAAGUUAUGUUGCGUUUACUUAGGAAAAAGAAUCAGAAUGUAGCGAGUGGGGAUAUAAAAGAAGAUGCCGCUCUCCCGUUUGUGGACAAAUUUGUACGUAGAAUAUGCCAGCCGAGCGAUUUCAAUUACUCGAUAAGAGAAAUGUCUUUACUCUUGCACAGCUGUUACCACUUGAACUUGAGAAGUUGCCAACUGUUUGAUGCCAUUUUUGAUGAGCUACAAAAAAAGGAGCACCAUUUUAACUGUCUAGAUGUUCACAUUUUUGUGUACGCCGUUUAUAAAUUGCAGCUGCAGAGGUAUGCUCCCUUUCUGGAAAAGUUAAAAAAAAACAUUUUGCAAAACGUAUCGCAUUUUUCCAGCGGGCAGAUGGUAAAUAUAUUGUUAGCGUAUACGUACUUCUACCUUAAGGAGGGGAAUGGGAAACUUCCUUUGAAGACAGACCCGUUCAUGAGUACCAUUUAUGAAACCUGUUGGCAUAUGGUAAGCCAUUUCUCCAAUAGAGAAUUUUGCAACUUCCUCAAUUUUAUUAUACAAAAUGAAGUUAGCUUACGUGAGGAGCAACGGUCUGAGUUGUUUGGCAUCAUUUUUAAUCUGCUAAAGAGUCAGCACAGCAACAGGUUGAAGCUGAACCAGAUGAUCGACUUGGACGUUUUCACGAUCGUAAAUUUUGCCUACAAGUAUGGAAACUGCGGAACCGCAUCGUACAUGAGAGAUAUGCCCUUCGAGCACUUGGACCAGCUGACUGCCCAGUUAAUUGGGAAGAACAAAUUUGCACCAAAUUUGCUUGUGUACCUGCUGCACUUUUACAAGCAGAGAGUGGCUAGCUACACGGAGGAACAUUUUAUACGGCUACACUUUUUUCGGCGCAUUUGUGUUAACUCCCUCGAUUUCAAAAUGAAAGUUAUCCUGCUAACCUCAGUGGAGAGGUACCUACCGGGGGGGAGAGAACUACCCACGGGAGUAGCAAAAUCCACAUUUUGCAUUAAAGAAUAUUACCUCAAUUUGGUGAAAAGCGUUUAUGAUGACCUGUGCAGGGGGGAAAGUACACCCACUCGAGAGGGCACAGUGGACACCUCUCUGAAGCCGAACAGCAGCACCAACAGGGUUGUAAUUUCUAACACGGACAUUAAAGAAAUAUUAAAAUGGGUUAGGAGCACAACUCAGGAUGAAGAUGAUAAUCAUCAGCAUUGUGAUGCUGAGUCGUCCGGCGCUUCCAUCGAAAGGGAGACCUUAAAAUGGGAACGGAUGCUUCUUGACAGGGCCAGCGAAUACGUCACGAAGAAUAAUAUAGUGGAGUUAUUCCCUCUCAUCCUGGUGAACAGGCAUGUGCACACGGGUAUUUGCAACAAAGCAGAGGAAAUUAUAAACGACCAUUUUGACAACCUGAAUGAGUAUUUGCAAUGCCAUGAAGGAAGAGCAAAUGGUAUGAAGAAGUACGAUCGAAGUAAAAACGCUUUCCAUUUUUUCCACGCGCUGAACCUGUGUAAUGAAUGCAUUUUCACUAAAAUGGGCGGCGGAAACGUCACACAGUUUGUGACCAAGAAGAAACUCCUACUGAGCUGCAUAGAUCUCACACCUAUGAGCAAAGAAAAUGAAAAAGAUUAUUUUGCCUUACAUGUUCAUAUGCUCCUAUUCGAUAUAAACAACAAUUUAGACUUUUUUACGAACCACCUGCUAGCCAAAAUUUCGAAUUAUUUAAAGACCCCCAAUUUGAGCUAUGAAAACAUUCUUGUAAGCCUUGUCGAUAUAUUUUCUUCCAUAAUUAAAGUGCAACCCAGUUAUUACGACGCUUAUUUGAGCCAGGUUUAUAAGCACAUAUUUCCUCCACUGUUUUGUCACUACGAAAAGUUAAACUGCAAACAUUUGUCUCUUUUAUUUUACGCCAAUUUAAUUCACCUACUUUUACAUUUGUAUAAGCGAAAUGUGCUCUCAAACCACAUCACUUUAUCCAUCCGAAUGAUGAAAAAAUUGUUUAGCCAUAUUGUAAACUCCAUGGAUGAAGCCACCUACAAGUUAACCGAGGCACAUUGUGCAGAACUGUCCGAAUGGCACAAGCGGGAUAGACACAGAAGAGGGACACCCUCGUUACUUCUCCCUUUGAACGAGUUAAUUUACAUCUAUAGAGUGCUCACAAUUUUUCACUUUGCGGAUUUGUAUGCGCACAUGGAUGUGCAGGAGUUAAAGUGCUUUUACGCUUUUUACAAAGCUUUGAAUUUCUCCAUUUUCAAGGUGCACAACUUUUGCGUGACCGAGUUUACGCAGACGAAUAGGGGCGCCUCAAACGUGCAUACCGCCGUAGUGAACUCCCUGAAUGGCCUUUUCAAGACAAACGAACGCGUAAAAAUUACAUGCGAACAAGUUGUGUUCCCGUUAUUUAUAAUAGACAUUUUAAUUGACAAACGAUGA